Molecule: messenger RNA, 7362 nt
Organism: Trematomus bernacchii (emerald rockcod)
Lineage: Eukaryota; Metazoa; Chordata; Actinopteri; Perciformes; Nototheniidae
Product: collagen alpha-1(I) chain
Exons: 68
Coding region: 68-5449 (1793 amino acids)
Molecular function (GO): extracellular matrix structural constituent
Source: RefSeq, a predicted model, not a curated record
UACAUGUUUUGGUUCUCUUGUUUGCACCUCUUAAACUCUUAAUUGCAAAGGUAAUUAGCGCGUGAAGAUGUUCUGCAGGUUGCUAAAAUGGACACUUUGCCUCCUCGGGCUCAUGAGCACGAGCACCGCCUCACCGGACGAUGCACCGGGGGAGUUUGGAGGAGAGUCCGGCUCUGGGAUGCUGCAGACAGAUGAGGUGAGCAUUCUGCAGGAGCUUUCUCCUCAGGUGUUGAACAGCAGUAACACCUCAAUGACUGUAGAUGACAGCAGGUGUCCAGUCCUACAGGUGGGACAGUACUCCACCUUGUCUGUCCCUCUUCAAGACCUCCUCAUUGAUGGAUUUGCAGAAGAGUUCAGUUUGCUGGUGCAGCUGCGGAGUCGUCAGGCAGACGAACGCAGCGUCUUCACCAUGCUCAGCCCCGACAGCCGAGUGAUGCUGCAGCUGCGGAUCAGCGCCUACGCCAUCAUCUUCAUAGGAACACAACAGCGUCAUUACGAAUUCCCAGUCAGCGGCCUGUCUGAUGGAAAGUGGCACCAUGUGGCGCUCAGUGUGUCUGCCAAGCGGCUGGCGCUGUACGUGGACUGCUCUCUGCUGGAGAGCGUGGACUGGGUGUACCGCAGCAUGGGGAUCAGCACUGAGGGGCUGCUCAUGAUCGGAGGCAUCAUCGAGGCCUUCGAGACUCCAUUUGAAGGUCAUCUCCGACAGCUGACCUUCCUGAUGGGCGACCCUGACGCCGCCCAGCGACACUGCAGCCACCACCCACCCCGCUGUGGGGAGACCUCCCGCAAGCCUCCUCGAUCCCCACGCACCAACCGCCUGGAGAAUAUACUGCUGUCCUCAAACGACCUGGAGAACUUGCUGGGGGAUCCUGAGGAUGAGGCUUUUUUGCGCUUUGGAACUAAUAUGUUUCUGCGCCGAGGGAGUUCUCGCGGGGACGGGACGGUGCCUUCAGGGACCAAUCGGAAAGGUUCAGUGAGUCGUGGGGAUGUCUUUGUGGUAGAUGAGGACACCGACUUGUUGGAUCCAACCUUCCAAAAUGGCGGACAAGUCAACCCUCAGUGGAAACCUUCCAGAAAUGGACUUAAGGGAAGCCAGAAGGGAAAGCCUGAAAUGAUAGAGGAGAACAUAACAACAGACGAAAAGGUUGACUCCAGUGGGAGAACGUCAUCAUUGUUCCCAGGGAAACCAUCCAGUGACAUCAUUGAACUGGACAUCGGGGGUACCACGAAGAAGCCCUCAGUGGAUUUGCCUGUACCUAAGAUCCCUUCGGAUCCGAGAACUUCCACGGAUUCUGGGACACCAACAAAGGCAGUAGUCGAGAAGGGGAGACCCAUCACCAAUGGUAGAGAUCCAGACAAGGAGCGCUCUGCCGUUGUGACUGUAUCCCGAGAUGGAGACCUGGUCCUGGGCUCAGAUGGCAAAAUGUACCGGCUCCAAAGAGGACCACCAGGCCGAAUGGGUCCCCCAGGGCAGGAAGGCUGUACUGGUGAUCCUGGCCGGCCUGGGUUUAAAGGUGAUAAGGGUAAGCUGGGUUCUGAAGGGCGUUCAGGAAAAAGAGGGGAGUCAGGACCUCCUGGACCGCCAGGGUUUCCCACCUUCUACCUGUGGAAGAACACAGCCGAGGAAUUGGCUGCCUUUCAGCAAAGCAAUUUCUACCAGUUACUUCGUGCUGGUUGGCCUAGUAGAGAAGGCCCUGAAGGAUCACCCGGAGAGAUGGGCAAGCCCGGCAUGCAGGGUCCACUUGGCGAACCUGGAGAUCGUGGAAGACCCGGGAUGCCAGGAGAUUUGGGCGAGCGGGGUCUCAGGGGCCCUUCAGGAAAGGCCGGGACCCCAGGCAGAGACGGGGAAAAUGGGGUAGACGGUGAGCCGGGGCUACAUGGUGAUCAUGGACUACAGGGCACCUGGGGAGACAGGGGAGAACGAGGGUCCAAAGGGGAAAAAGGUGAUGAGGGUCUCAUUGGGGUCAUUGGUCCAAGAGGAGAAAUUGGUGAUCCUGGUGAGAAGGGCUCACCUGGUUUAUCUGGCCCUCCUGGUCCUGUCGGACUACAAGGGCCUCAGGGGACCCGAGGUGGCUGCGGGCCAGAGGGGCCCUAUGGGCCUGAUGGAGAGAGUGGACUGGAUGGUCCCGCUGGUCUUGCAGGGCCGAGGGGUGCUCCGGGUAUGACAGGACGAGUCGGAGCGCAAGGAAUGAAUGGCUCAAGAGGCGACAUGGGACCUGCUGGCAGUGUUGGUCCCAAUGGCCCACAGGGGCCUCUAGGUUUAGAGGGACAGAUGGGACCUCCAGGACUCAGAGGACUCCAAGGACAUCCAGGACUGAUCGGGGCUUCUGGACCUAAAGGAGAACCUGGGCCUGUGGGGCCAAUGGGGGCCCGGGGGGAUCCCGGCUUUGAGGGGCCAAUGGGUGCUUUAGGGACAAAGGGCCCUAUGGGUUUUCCCGGUUUAACGGGUAAAGGGGGACCAGAUGGGGACAAAGGGGAUCCAGGACCUAAAGGCGACAAAGGUAUUCAGGGGGCAGCAGGUAUUAGGGGUCCUCAGGGAGAGAGGGGCUCCCUCGGCUUCCAAGGUUUCGAGGGCACCAAGGGCCAGCCUGGCCCCAGUGGCACUGAGGGUGAAAAUGGAGAAACUGGUCUUCAGGGAAAACAGGGCGGCCGUGGGUUAAAGGGAAACAGGGGGCCGGAUGGACGCAACGGCAAACCAGGACCCAGAGGAAGCAAGGGCCGACCUGGACAGAGGGGCCACGUCGGCCAACCGGGUCCAUCGGGUUUGCCAGGGCCACAUGGACCAGAGGGAGCUGAAGGAAAGCCUGGUACACAGGGUCCCUCAGGUGCAGCUGGCAGUCCUGGCAGUAAAGGAGCAGCGGGUUCUCAAGGACUUGCUGGAGACAGAGGAGCAGAUGGCCCCCUAGGUUCUCUGGGGCCACCAGGGAAACCAGGACCUCCAGGAUCCCCAGGAGCUCCAGGAGAAAAGGGUUUCACAGGGAAGACAGGCAUGGAGGGACCUCAGGGCCCAGUAGGCAUGUAUGGUAUCCAGGGAAACGUGGGCAUGCGAGGGAAUCCAGGGUUCAUGGGAGAAAGGGGCGAGCAAGGUUUACGAGGUUUACCCGGGCCGGCGGGGAAGCAAGGUCCUACAGGAUUGCCAGGUCCUUCUGGAGAAAAGGGGCCCCGGGGACCUCAGGGUCGGCCUGGAGAUGAAGGAUCCAAAGGGAUACCGGGCCCACCUGGCCCUCCAGGUAUCCAAGGUGUUGAUGGGGCAGCUGGAAAACCUGGACCUAGAGGAAGCCAAGGGCCUCUAGGACCUCUGGGGCCACAGGGGCCAGCAGGAAUCCCAGGGCCACAGGGUGCUGAUGGCUUAUUAGGAGCAGCAGGGGAAAUAGGAAAUACGGGUCUACCUGGCUUGCUCGGUGAUGCUGGCCCCCCCGGACAGGAUGGACUGCAGGGUCUCCCUGGCCAAACAGGAAAUGAAGGCCCAACUGGACGGAAAGGAGACCAGGGGGAUCAUGGCUCUUGUGGGAAUCUUGGUCCUCCGGGCCCUCCAGGAGAGACAGGACUUGAGGGCCUAAAAGGCUUACAGGGCCCGUCUGGACCUGAGGGUAAAGAGGGUGAUAUCGGGCAUCCUGGGGAACCUGGAGAUCCUGGACCAAAAGGGGAGAAGGGUGGAGUGGGUCCUAUAGGACUGUCGGGUCGAGAAGGCCCCUGGGGAGACCUCGGUGAAAAUGGCCAAAGGGGGCCAAAGGGGGAGAAGGGCCACAUUGGACUCAUGGGCGAGCCGGGGCUGAUGGGAGAAGUGGGGCCUGCAGGUCUGCCGGGGUUACAGGGAAUACUAGGCUCUCAGGGACCCCCGGGGCUAGAUGGACCUCAGGGCCAGAAGGGGGAUUCUGGGCCUGAGGGAAUGACAGGACCUCCGGGGUCAGGGGGGCCUCAGGGGCCGAGAGGUGCUCGUGGUGUCAGAGGAGACGCAGGGGGGCAGGGACCACCUGGUCCAGUAGGAAAAGUUGGCCCUCACGGAGACCUCGGGGCGAAAGGGGAAGUGGGGCCACAGGGACUGAAGGGAGAGCCAGGAGCCCCAGGACAACAAGGGGAACAGGGUGAGGAAGGUCUGCCAGGAAUCCAAGGUCCUCCUGGUCUGCCCGGAUUAGAGGGGCCUCCUGGAGAAAUUGGACCCCACGGUGCCCCGGGUCCCACAGGGUCUCCUGGAGUGAAUGGAAGACAAGGAGCCGAGGGCCAACACGGCAUGGCAGGGGAGAAGGGAAACGAUGGCAAGACUGGAUCGCCAGGGAGGACGGGUCAUGUUGGAAGGAGGGGGAAACGGGGUAAGGCCGGAGUCAGAGGGACCAGAGGAGAGAGAGGACACAAGGGCCAAAAGGGAGACACAGGGCUGUUCGGCCUCUCUGGGUGGCCGGGGCUCAUCGGAAUCCUGGGUUUACGUGGAGAUCUGGGAGAGCAAGGUGAAAAGGGGAAAGAGGGAGAGAAAGGAGACAUGGGACUGUCUGGACCACCUGGAGCUGAUGGCAUGAAGGGUAUUCGUGGUUUUGUCGGAGUGCCUGGUCCACCUGCUGUGAAGGGAGAUCAGGGAAAUAUUGGCCCACCAGGACCGAGGGGUACGACAGGGAUGCCAGGACUGCCUGGUAUGUUUGGAUUGAAGGGUUUGAAAGGCUACCCAGGUUUCCCCGGUCUGUCCGGCAGGAGGGGGCUCCCGGGUCCACCUGGGAUCCCUGGACCUCCCGGACAGUCACUGAACAUGACGCUGACUCAACUCAGGGAUCUGAUGUACGUGUCCGAUAAGCCCAACUACUCUCUGCUCCAGACUCUGCUGGACUCUCUGCAGCUGGAGCUCCGGCUGCUGCUGGACCCCCCCGACGGCAGCAAGGAGCACCCAGCCUCCACCUGCCUGGAGCUGUGGCUUUGUCACCCCGACUACAGCAGCGGAAUGUAUUACAUUGACCCGAACCAGGGCAGCCCAGCGGACGCUCUGCUGGCCUACUGCAGCUUCUCCUCCACAUCCAAACAGACCUGCCUCCACCCCCGAGACUCUCAGUUGCCCAUGAAAGCCUGGAUGGAAGAAUUCUCUGAAGAAGGAUCCUUUCAGUGGCUCAGCAGGCUGGAGCAGGGCUUUCAGUUUUACUAUCCAGGAGCUAAUGUGGUGCAGAUGCGUUUCCUGAGGUUGCACAGCAGCACUGCGCUCCAGAAUCUGACCUUCUCCUGCCACCCAGGACACAAACUGGGCCCCGUGGACCAAGACAUCAAGUUCCUCACUGACAGCAGGAAGCAGAGUUUUGUUGGAGCAGUUAAAGACUGCGUGCCUGGAGAGGAGAGCGUUUCUGUCACUCGGGAGUCUGUGUUUGAGUUUGAGGACCUCCAGCUGCUUCCUCUGAGAGACGUAGCACUGAUGGGUGGCGGCAACUCGACACAUCAGUUCAGCUUCACUGUGGGACCUGUGUGUUUCAGCUAAAGGUGCUAAAAAAUCAAUGCAGUCCUAGAACACCAAGGGCUAGGACACUAACCCGUUCAGUAAUGGACACCUAGAGGACAACCGGAACAUCUCUUCCCAUUCCUGAAGAUGUCCCUCCCUUUCCUCUUGUUUUUGGGGAUUCGAACUCUCAAUUUGAGUGACUCCGUAUUCAUGAAUUUGAGAGGACACAAGCGUCCUCAGGCUUUCUUUCCACGGAGAAGUCAAGUUUGUUUACAGAGACGUUUAUCUUGUAUUGAAUAAUUUAAAAAUGUAUGUAUUUUCUUAUCCUUUAUAUACAAUUGUUUAUUUUCUCUGUUUGAUUUUUGUUAUGUAUUUUUGGGUCUCUGUCAUAGCCGGCCCAUUGUGUAUAUAAAAGCUGUAACAAUGUGUUCUGCAUGGGAACACAGCUACUGUGGUCCCAUUGGCCAGUGACCAGGCCAGUAAAACCCUACUGUGGUACUGUGAGUGACCUCAGAUGGGUGACUUUUAUCAAGGUGCUGAUCACUUUUUAUCUGAAAGAUUAUUUCUUUAAUCCCUAAAACAAUCACAUGAUCUUAUGCAGACUAGCUUAGGAUGCACCAACUUUCCUCAUUUUGUAAAAUGCACAAGAUAGUUUUAACAGUUUCAUGUUAUUGUAUGGUUUUACUUUUUACGUCUCAGGUAUGAUACAUUAAUGAUACAGUACACACAUGGGAACUAAAGCUGCUGUUGCUAUCGUGAGUUUCUUUAGGUUUGUAGUUUGGCAUUAAAAGAAGACUAAAGAAAGGUUAAAGGAAAAAUCUGUGAAAAGACCAAAACCAACAUUGAGUUGGUUCUGCCAUUAACAAAAAAACAUCAUGCUAUUCUUGAACUGUGUGUGAACUCCUGCACAAUUUGUCUUCAAGAAAAAAGGCAAAAAAUGUGGCUAAUCAGCAUUUUUACCAUUUUAACCAAUAACAAAGAUGAGAGAUUAGUGACACAAUAUUUCACUAUGAAAUAUUGUACAUUCAGAUUGAUUUUCAAGCAACCAUGUUCCCCAGUUUAAGGUCUAUGAAAUACAAAUGUAGCUGUUGCCUUAUUCAUAUUUUGUAGACGGUCACACUCUACAACGGGUUUAGAUUAUUGUUGUUUGAACAAGAGAAAUGUUGAAUUCAAGUGUACUUUGGAGAUUGCUUAUCUCUGGUAUUCUCAUGUAAACUAAAGACCAAAGUUUAGCAGCCAGUCCUGACACAUCAACUUAUUUCCACGCCAAACAAUACUGUAAUGUAUUUCAAUGUACUGUAAAGAUUGUGCAUACGUUUGCCAAGUGCAGUAGCCGUGUCCUGCAGAGCUACUUUGUGCCUAUCACCACCACUUAGCAUUGAGUAAUUGCUGUUGACCUGCAUUUGUGCCUCAAUCCAUCUGGAAAGUGCUUGGAUCCAGAGAAAAGAAGCAAGCUUUGUAUCUUCUCUGCAGCAUCAGGAUUCCGUGUUUGUGUCCUACAGAGUGUCAGCAGUGAGUGAUGAGGGGUGUGCACGGUUUGCAGGCUGAAGAGGAUUCAUUUGCGUGAGAUCUCAGGGAGUUUGUGGUCUCAACGUCUCAACCAAAACAGCAGCUCUGCAGAAACGAAACAAAACAUGCUUAUACCAAAUGAUCAGCUGUAGAUAUUUAGAGGGUUUGCAAAUUCUUCACAAGGCUGAUAAGUGCAAGUGCUUAUAGUAAGAAAGUAAGAAAUGUACGCUUUGUAUGCAAUUCUGGCCUGGUGUAUUCUUUUUAUAUUUUGAUUUGUCUUAUCAUUUCAUAUGAUUGCCUUAGCUGGCUGAGACUGAUCAUUGUAACCUUGUUUUGUACAAAUUAUCAUUUUUAGAUAUUCAAAAUGACAUGCUGGACAUUUGUCUUGUGUGAUCCCCUCAUCAGCUCAUUCAAAGAAUUGUGUCAGCUGAAUUAAAAAAAAC